Molecule: messenger RNA, 4134 nt
Organism: Polyodon spathula (Mississippi paddlefish)
Lineage: Eukaryota; Metazoa; Chordata; Actinopteri; Acipenseriformes; Polyodontidae
Product: TLR adapter interacting with SLC15A4 on the lysosome-like
Exons: 2
Coding region: 1205-2182 (325 amino acids)
Biological process (GO): regulation of toll-like receptor signaling pathway
Source: RefSeq, a predicted model, not a curated record
CUGAGCGGGACAGUGCCUUAACGUUAUGAGCAAGCACUUUAAUUUGCAGAAGUCAAAGACACAGCCAGACCUAUCUUACUCUUUGUUUUUGGGGUUGUGUAACUCCAGAAGACCAGAGCGACUGUCUUCUUUGCAUUACGGCCGGUCUACAGAAACAAGAAACAUUCAUUUAAAUUGACAGGUAAUUGAUUGAUCCGAGCAGGAUUUGGUGAGUACACAUUGGCAUCUUUAUAAAUCUAUUAUACAGGAGUUCCUAGUCUGACACUGGGAAUCAUACUAUUCUAUCAAGCCACUGACUUAAACAUCAUUCCUGUCAAUAGCAGCUACGUGAUCCUGUCAUUGGAAUGAGUUGCUAGAAAUGAUGCCAAUGCAAAUUGCCUGUCUACUUGCUGUAUAUGGCACCACACUAUUGUUUUGCUACUAACUGUAUUUGUAAGUAUGAGGUUAUUCUUGUUAUGAUGUUGAUUUUCAAGCAGCAUUGGGACUGUGCGAGGCAAAUAGGUUUUUCAUAUUGAAUGUCUUUUCCAUAUAUAAUACAUAUCAUUUUUGAGUACAUGGUCUAAAUGUUGUAAAAAUAAACAAGUAACAGAACACUAUUUAAAACACGGCCUGUCGGUUAUUCUAGCAUUGAGCUCCUAAACACAGUUUUUGUUCGGUACUUCAGCCAUGUCUUUAGCUAUAGAUAUCACGGAAAAAGUAAUUUUACUGUACAUGUGUUUUUGGUACAGAUGAACAGCAUGUGUGAAUGCACCAGGAUUUUCAAAACCAUCAGAGAGUUGGCCAGGCAAAAUUGUUUGUUCUAGUAGUGUCACAAAGUCUUCAUAAAAUAAAACAAUGAUGCAAACUGGGAAUAAACAACUCAGGGUGCUUGAAAAGCUGAUAAACUUGAAAAAUACCAGCGUUCAAAGUUUUUUUUUUUUUUAUGCUUUCUAGAACAAAACAUGCACCUUUUGUACUAGGGACUAUGAAUUUGUUCAAGUAUGACAUGCGUAAUGUGUCCGAUGAAGUCACUGGCACUUUUUUAAGUAGAGGAAGUAACACUGAUGUACGUUGCUGAUUUCCACAGCAUGCUAUUUAUAUAUAUAUGUGUGUGUGGGUGGGUGAAAUUCUGUAUCAUUGAGCCACAAAAGUCAAUUUCCCUCCUCCUGUUUGCAUAGCUGCUAGGAACUUUGAAGUGUAUUCUGAAACAGGACACAGUGCUGGCAUGAUUAAGCUAACCCUUUCCCUCAUUGACACAGCCAUGCUAGCAGAGGGCUUCAUCAGGGUGAUUGGAUACCAGGACAGCAGGUACACAACCACUCCCGUGAGCCUCCACUGUCAGGAUGGAGGGAAGAACCAGCAGGAUGCACUGAUAAGAGACUUUGCAUUGGCGGAGUUCCCAGAGUAUACUGAAGCAACACAAGAGAAAAAUACAGAGCUUUCUCCGGCACAGAAGUCCAGUGAUUCUCUUAAGCAGCCCUCUCCACUAACUCGACGGCUGCAGUUUCCAUCUUACAAACAGAAAGUGUCCUGCGCUCGUCCUAUUCCUGCCAGUCCCCAAGACAGCUACAAUGGACUAGAGCUUUACCGUUCCUGGUCUUGCACAAGUAUCUGCAAGAACUAUCCGGACCUCCAGAUCCGAGGGGAUCACGUUGGGAACGUCAGCUCUGUUGGUUCUGGAUUAGCUGUAAAGGAAUAUGAGUAUGAGACCUGUAAUGGACCUCUUUUACAAUCUGGAGACCUGGAAGAUCUGGAGCUGGAACAGUCCACUCCAAAUCACCAGGAGGAUGAGCUGUACCGAGAUGAACUAUCGGAUGAAGGCUACUUAGCUCAGGACCGCAGCAUUACUUUGCAGCAGGAGCCCCUCUCCAACUCCAUGCUCAACAGUUAUCUGGAGAAGAAGGUGCUGGAGGUCUACAAGCAGUACCUGGAGGAGAGUUUGACCAAGUGUGCCUCCCCCAGUCACACGUUGGCCCCUAGCUUUGUCAUGCAGAACGUCAACCAGAUCAGCAUGCUGAUCUCUCAGGAGAAGAAGAUGGAAACCUCCAAGGUUCGGAGCAUGGUCCUUAACUACCUGUUCAGCGCCAUCAGCGGGAACAGCUCUGAGUUCAGCACGCCCAAUCUGCACUUCUCAAACCUGGAGCAGAAGAGAUAUCCAGAGCCCUCCAAGAAAAAGACCACGAUUAGCCAUCAAGCCUUGUAGAAACUGAAAUUAACAGUACUUCUCACACAUUACAGAAGUGGCUCUAAAUCCCACCACUUUAGAACAAUUUGAAAAAUACCAGUGCAUUACCAAAUAGAAACAGUAACAGACAAAUUCAGAGAAAACAGUAUUAGCAUAAAUGGCAACUCAGUGAAUUUAGAACAAAUAUUGCACAGCGGUCCCGACAUGCAACAUGACGUUAGACCCAACGAUAAGUGACCAGUGUGAAUUGAUUGGCACGGGAACAUUGGCAUGCCAAAAAAUAUAAAAAUGUUAACACUGCUUUCCAGUGUACAUAACAAAAUGUAACAACAUUUCAACAAACAAGCGUAUCUAUUUCAAAGAUUCUGAAAUAUUUCUCAUGCUACAAUUACUCAGUAACGUUCUAAAAAAAAGAGACACAUGCUACGAGUUUGUUCUUAAGAGUUAGAUUGUACUUUUAUCAGCACAACAAGUCUAAGAACAAAAUACAACGAACACAUACAGCAUAGAGGAGCAAUAAAGUUUGUAGCACAUUCUUUUUAAACCUGUGUUGGUAGUGGGAAUGGGAAAAUCGCUGAACACCAAGAUGUUUGUGAAAGUUUUUAACCAGUGCUCAAUGCGAUCAGAGAGAAUAUGAUUUAUAAAAUGAAAAAGGAAUGACAAAAUUGACUGUAGGGGGCAAAAUAAGGACUAGGGUUGAGAAACACUGCUGCACCUAUUUAAGCAAAUUAGCACAAUUACUAUAAUUAUUUUAAACCCUAUGUGUGAAAUGUAGAGAAUCCCAUUAUAUUUAUUCCAGAAUUCAGUUAUUAUCAGAAAAUUCAGUUGCAGGUAUUUUUGAGUAAAAUUGUUUAUUGUGGUACAGUGUUACAAAAAACAGCUCACUUCUAUAUACUCCUGUGAAGCAAGCAUUUAGUACUGUAUUUGUAAAAGUCAUUAUAAAGUUAAUUGCUUUAAAAUUCUACAGGUGAAGCACAUCCGUAUGUUUGUUUUAUCUGCAGACUGUAUUUCAAAAUUGUCUAUUUCUAUUUUGUUUUUAGUGACUACAUUUCCAGUGCUUGCUUCUAUGAUCUUACUGAAAUUUAAAUAAAAUAUCAAUAGGUGAACAAAUGCUGUGUUUCUGUUUAAGAAAUAGAUUAAAAAUGGAAAAUACAGGUACAAAAGAAUUAUCCUAAGUGUCUGUCUUGUGUAAUAGGUUAAAUUAUUAGGGUAGAUUUGAUGUUCAAAAAAGCAUAGCAAAGUAAUAUUUUAAAGGUGCCCCAUACAUUUGAAAAGGCGUCACCUUUCAUGUUCUCAGUGGUCUCAAGUCUUGCAAGUGUGGUUUAACCUAUCAGAGGUUCAGAAAUAUGAUUUUUAAAAAAAAAUGCAAUAUUUCAGCUGCAAUGCAGAAGUGGGCGGUUUCAACUCGACCGUGCUGGUAUAUUAAUAUUCACGGGAUUAAGAGUGACAGUUCCGCACGUGUAGUAUAUCUCACAACAGCUUUCAAAAGCAUUCCUUUUGUAAGAGCAUUAUUUGGGAAUACAAUAAAUUCUGUGGUACACUGUGGUAAGAGCAUAGUGAAGAGUAUUAAACAGAGGGGCACUGGCAGAAGGGUGUGACCAUAGCAAAACACAGAUAGGUAGGGGAAAUCACACAUACACAGUAAAUCCACAAUGUAAGCAAUGGAAAAUCAUUAUAAAGUGUAUAAUGACCAUGCACAUGCACUAUGUUAAAAAAAGAACUUUAGGAAAGGCAUUAAAAUACCUAAUACAUUUCUUACAAAUGGUUUUUUACUGAACUAAAAUCUAACACAGGGCUUAAAUUUCAGUUUUUUUUUUUUUUGUAUUGCACUAGUGCCAGUUAAUUCCUCCUAUUUAUUUCUUUAACAGAGAAAUUAUUAUCAAAGUGCUGUAUUAUAUGCAUGUACCUUGACAAAGGCAAAUGCAUUGUUUUUAACUAGAUCCCCCCCAUCCCCCUCCAGCAAAAUGAAA